Drosophila biarmipes is the source of this 1864-nucleotide messenger RNA. RefSeq names its product ornithine decarboxylase 2. Gene Ontology annotation, molecular function: ornithine decarboxylase activity. Gene Ontology annotation, cellular component: cytoplasm. Bases 424 to 1644 code for a protein of 406 amino acids. The record is from RefSeq and is a predicted model, not a curated record. Lineage: Eukaryota; Metazoa; Arthropoda; Insecta; Diptera; Drosophilidae. The transcript is spliced from 7 exons.
UUCCGACUCAAAGUAGGCUUUAGCUAACUGAAACUUCAGAAGUGUUCAUUUGCUUUUCAGUCUUAUCGUGCGAUUCAAGAGCGAGGCCAAGGAGGCACAGUGUCCACUGGGCGAUAAAUUUGGGUGCAAUGCGUGUGUGGAUGCUGCGGCCCUGAUGCUGCUGGCGAAAUCCCUGGACCUCAAGGUAACCGGCACCAGUUUCCACGUAGGCUCCUGAUGCAGAGAGCUGGAGGCCUACGGUCGGGCUAUCAAAAAGGCGAAAAAUCUCUUCAAGUUUGGCGCGCUGCUCGGCUACGACAUGGACUUUUUGGACAUAGGAGGAGUUUUUCCCGGCAGCGAUGAUGGAAAUUUUAAAAAGAGCAGCCAGAACCAUCCCGGGUGAAUGUCAAAAAUCUAUGGUGGAUCAGUUUCAAUCUGAUCGUGAUGAUGAGCGGCGGGCCGAAAAUUCAGUACUACGAGGGAGAGCUCAACAUUCGUCGGGUGAUCGAGCAGGCCGAUUUGCAGAACUUGGAUCAGGCUCUCAACAUCUGUGAUCUGUCAAGUCUCGAGCGGAAGCUUCGACUGUGGCAAAAACUUCUGCCAAGGAUAGAACCCCACUAUGCCGUUAAGUGCAAUGACAAUCCGGUGCUAGUCAAGUUUCUGGCGGAUCUUGGAACAGGAUUCGACUGCGCCUCCAAAAACGAACUGAAACUAGUCCUAGGGCUUGGCGUGUCACCAGAACGUAUUAUCUUUGCUCAUCCCUGUCGCCCCGCCAGCCAUUUAAAGUAUGCCAAGGAGCAGAAGGUCGUUAAUGGCACGGUGGAUAAUGAGUUCGAGGUGUACAAGCUGCGCAAGCACUAUCCGAACUCCAAUCUCAUCAUAAGGUUCAAGAGCGAGGCCAAGGAGGCGUUGUGCCCAUUGGGCGAUAAAUUUGGCUGCGAUGCGGAGACAGACGCCGCGGCUCUAAUGCUUCUUGCCAAAGCCCUGGAUCUGAAGGUGACUGGCACCAGUUUCCAUGUGGGUUCCGGAUGCAGCGAGGUGGAGGCCUACGAUCGGGCUAUCGAGAAGGCCGAAAACAUUUUUAGCUUUGGCGAGCUGAUAGAUCAUAAGAUGGAUUUAUUAGACGUUGGCGGAGGCUUUCCUGGCACAGAUGAUGAAUUGUUCGAGAAGAUAGCUACCGUUGUUAACACCUCGGUGCAGCUCCGUUUCCCCGAUGAGCGUGUCCGCAUAAUUUCCGAGCCAGGACGUUUCUUUGUGGAGGCUGCCUACACAUUGGUCUGCAAGGUUCACGCCAAGCGAGAGGUCCGUAACAAAAAUGGAAAGCUGGAGACAAUGAUGUACUACCUCAAUGAUGGCAUCUAUGGAGUCUUUGCAGCCAUGUUUUACUAUCCCGAGGUGCUAACUCCUAUCCUUUACCUGGAUGAAUCCGAGUCUCUGCCGAAGUUCAAGUCUGUGAUUUGGGGACCCAGCUGCGAUGCCCUAGAUAAGGUAUCGGACGAUUGGAGAUUGCCGAUCUUGAACUGUGGCGAUCUUUUGGGUUUUCGCAACAUGGGAGCCUACACAAUGCCCAUUGCCAGUCCCUUCAACGGAUUCGAUGUGCCCGAGACAAGGUACUUCCAGCAAAGCGACAUAAAGUUGUCUUUCACGCAGGUAUCCACCACUUAAAGUAAAAAAGUAAUCCCCGAAAUAAAAAGCAAGACAAAACACAAAGCAACUGUUCCCAAGAUUGCAUACUGACUUGUUGAUAAUGAGAACAAAGUGCUUAAGACAGAAAGCUCAGAAAACUACAAACUGCGCAAACCCAAAAAUCUCAUCGGACAGACAGACGGACUUGGCUAGAUCGACUCGGCUAGUGAUCCUGAUCAAGAACAUAAAUACUUUAUAG